Messenger RNA from Entamoeba nuttalli P19, 1116 nucleotides. RefSeq names its product CDP-alcohol phosphatidyltransferase family protein. Gene Ontology annotation, cellular component: membrane. Lineage: Eukaryota; Evosea; Mastigamoebida; Endamoebidae. Gene Ontology annotation, molecular function: phosphotransferase activity, for other substituted phosphate groups. The coding region runs from base 16 to 1116 and encodes 366 amino acids. Gene Ontology annotation, biological process: phospholipid biosynthetic process. The record is from RefSeq and is a predicted model, not a curated record. The transcript has a single exon.
AUGUAAAAUUUAAAGAUGUUUAUUUCAAAAGAAGGUUUACAAUCUCUUCAUAAUUACUCUUUCAAAGGUGAAGAUCAUUCAUUUUGUGCAAAUCAUAUAUUAGCUCCACUCAUUUGGGAACCAUUAUUAAAGAACGUUAUACCACGAUGGUUAGCACCAAAUAUUUUAACAACAAUUGGAUUUAUUUCAAUGACAGUUGCAUGGAUAAUAUUGGCUAUUACUGUUCCAACAGGAACAGAACCAAUUCAUCCAAUAAUAUAUCUCUUAACAAUUAUUUGUAUUUUUAUUUAUCAAAUAGCUGAUAAUGUUGAUGGAAGACAAGCAAGAAGAACAAAAAAUGCAACACCAUUAGGAGAGUUAUUUGAUCAUGGAAAUGACUCAUUAAUGAUUGGAAUAUUUGCUCUUGUUGUUGUUUUAGCAUUAAAAACAACCACUUUAUUAACAUUAUCAGUCUUAUUAAUGUUAUAUUUAAUAUUUUUCCUUUCUCAUUGGGAGGAAUAUCAUACUGGUGUUUUAAUUCUUGGUCCAUUAUUAAAUCCUACUGAAUUACAAUUAAUGGUUAUUGGAAUGUUAUUAGGAGAAACAGUAUAUUCAGAUAUUAUUACUAUUUCAAUUUUUGGAUUCCAAGUAAAUACUACUAUUGCUUUUUGUGUAAUUUUUGGAGCAUUUGGAGCAUUAGCUAUGUAUUCAUAUAAUGUAUAUGCUUUUAUUAAAGAUACUAAAAAAUGUUCUUUUAAAGAUUCUUUAAAGAGAUUAUUCCCUUUUAUGCAAUUCUUUUUAUUAACAGGUGUUUUAUUCUUAUUAACGGAUGAAGUAUUUAUUAGAAAUAAUUUCCAUUCUAUUGUUGCAAUUACUAUUCUUCUUAAUGCAUUUAUAACUCAAAGAAUUAUUUUAAAUAGAAUUUGUAAAGAAGAAGUUGAUUCAUAUUAUUAUAUCAAUAUUAUUUAUGCCUUUUAUGUCUUUUUAAUGGUUUGUAAUGUUCAAAAAGAUUUAAUUACAUUUAUUAUGUUAUUAAUUUCUAUUGGACAAGAAGCAUUAUUUGCUGUUAUUGUGUCUCUAACUAUGUCAAAAGAAAUUGGUAUUAAUGUUUGGACUGUAAAACAAUGGGCAGAAUAA